CCUCCCCAGAAGAAGCUGUGCCUUUUGAUUGUACGGCCACCUGCUAUAUAAGGCCUCUCCCACACCAGCACUAAGCUUCUACCGGGAUCCUCCUUCUGUAGGACAAUCACCAGGCCAGAUCCAGAAGCCUCUCUGAGCUCCAGCUUUCUCUGUGAAAGAUGAAAGCAAUUAUAGCAGGACCCUGCCAGGCUGUUGAAAAGAUUCCACAGUAAAACUUUGCACAUGGGAAGUACCUAGUGAAACAGCCUCAGAUGCCACUUCUUCUCCUGUCCCAGGGUCCAGGCCCUGAGGUCCCCAUCCUUGGGAGAAGUCAGCUCCAGCACCAUGAAGGGCGUCCUCGUCGCUGGUAUCACUGCAGUGCUUGUUGUUGCAGCUGUAGAAUCUCUGAGCUGUGUGCAGUGUAAUUCAUGGGAACGAUCCUGUGUCAACAGCACUGCCUCUGAAUGUCCCUCACACGCCAGCACCAGCUGUGUCAGCUCCUCAGCCAGCUCCUCUCCAGAGACAGCAAUCAGAUUAUACCAGAAAAUGUUCUGCUCCGCGGAGAACUGCAGUGAGGAGACACACGUUACAGCCUUCACUGUCCACGUGUCUGCUACAGAACACUUUCGUUUUGUAAGCCGGUGCUGCCAAGGAAAGGACUGCAGCAACACCAGCGAUGCCCUGGACCCUCCCCGGAAGAAUGUGUCCAGCAACACAGAGUGCCUUGCUUGUUAUGAAUCUAAUGGAACUUCCUGUAGUGGGAACCGCUGGAAAUGUUAUGAAGAAGAACAGUGUGUCUUUCUAGUUGCAGAAUUUAAGAAUGACACUGAGUCUAACAGUCUCGUGGUGAAUGGCUGUUCCAAUGUCAGUAACGCCACCUGUCAGUUCCUGUCUGGUGAAAAUAAGACUUUUGGAGGCAUCAUCUUUCGAAAGUUUGAGUGUGCAAAUGUAAACAGCUUAACCCCCACGUCUACACCGACCACUUCCCACAACAUGGGCUUCAAAGCUUCCCUCAGCCUCUUGGCCUUUGCCAGCCUCCUUCUGCUGGGACUGUGGCCCUGAGGUCCUGGGGUUGCACUUUGCCCAGCACCCCAUUUCUGCUGCUCUGAGGUCCAGAGCACCCCAUGGGGUGCUGACACCCUCUUUCCCCGCCCUGCCCCAUUUAACUUUCCAGUAAGUGGGAGUCACAGGUCUCCAGGUAAUGCUGACAGCUCCCUUGUUCUCCAUUAUUAAAGCGCUGGUUCAUUCACUGCC
Molecule: messenger RNA, 1233 nt
Organism: Chlorocebus sabaeus (green monkey)
Lineage: Eukaryota; Metazoa; Chordata; Mammalia; Primates; Cercopithecidae
Source: RefSeq, a predicted model, not a curated record